AUGACUGCCAUUGAGAGCUUCGACAGCAUAUACCUCGACCUCUCCAAGGAGAGCGGCAAGUGCAGGUUCGCCGAGACGGGCUUCGGGUGGAAGCCGUCCAACGGCGGCGACACCUUCACCCUCGACCAGAGCAACAUCGGCGGCGCGCAAUGGAGCCGCGCCGCCAAGGGCUACGAGAUCCGCAUCCUGCAGCGCAACUCGGGCAUCAUCCAGCUCGACGGCUUCCAGCACGAGGACUACGACCGCCUCAGCAAGGUCUUCAAGAACUGGUACAGCACCGCGCUGGAGAACAAGGAGCACGCCCUGCGCGGCUGGAACUGGGGCAAGGCCGAGCUCGCCAAGGCCGAGCUCACCUUCAGCGUGCAGAACAAGCCGGCCUUUGAGCUGCCCUACUCGGAGAUCGGCAACACCAACCUGGCCGGCCGCAACGAAGUCGCCGUCGAGAUGUCGCUCGCCCAGGACGCCAGCGACACCGGCGCCGAGGACCGGCUCGGCGGCGCCCGCGGCAAGGGCAGGAAGGCCGGCGCCGGCAGGGACCAGCUGGUCGAGAUGCGCUUCUACAUCCCGGGCACCACCACCCUGAGGCGCGAGGGCGAGGGCGACGGCGGCGGCGGCGACGACGCCGAGGAUGAGGAGGGGGCCGAGAAGAAUGCCGCCACCCUGUUUUACGAGACGCUCAUCGAAAAGGCCGAGAUUGGGGAGACGGCCGGCGACACCAUUGCCACAUUUCUCGAUGUGCUCCAUCUCACCCCGAGGGGCCGUUUCGACAUCGACAUGUACGAGGCAUCUUUCCGACUCCGCGGAAAGACGUACGACUACAAGAUCCAAUACGACGCCAUCAAAAAGUUCAUGGUUCUCCCCAAACCAGACGAGAUGCACUGCAUGCUGUGUAUCGGCCUGGAUCCCCCCCUGCGCCAAGGCCAGACCAGAUACCCGUUCGUGGUGAUGCAGUUCAAGAAGGACGAGGAGGUCACCAUCGACCUGAACCUCGAGGUAUCCGAGCUCCAGACCAAGUACAAGGACAGAUUAGAACCGCACUACGAAGAGCCGCUGCAUCACGUCGUGGCCAAGAUCUUCCGCGGCCUGGCAAACAAGAAAAUCUCCUCGCCCGCCAAGGACUUUAUCACCCACCGAAGCCAGUACGGCAUCAAGUGCUCCAUCAAGGCCAGCGAAGGCUUCCUGUACUGCCUGGAAAAGGCAUUCAUGUUCGUCCCCAAGCCCGCCACCUACAUUGCGUACGAGCAGACCCAAUCCGUCACAUUCUCGCGCGUCGGCGGAGCCGUCUCGACGCUCUCCACCUUCGACAUCACCGUCCUGAUGAAGGGCGGCGCCGGCUCGUCGCAGUUCAGCAACAUCAACCGCGAGGACCUCAAAGCCCUCGAGGCCUUCUUCAAGCUCAAGGGCCUGCGCGUCAAGAACGAGAUUGACGAGGACGCCAACAUGCUCGCCGCCGCCCUGCGGGAGCAGGACAUGGACGAGUCGGAUGACGAGAUCGUGGCCGGCAAGGCCGACCGUGGCUCGGCCGACGAGGACGAGGAGAGCGUCGACGAGGAUUUCCACGCCGACAGCGACAGCGACGUGGCCGAAGAGUACGACAGCGCGCACGACAGCUCGGGCUCGGGGAGCGACAGCGACGCAGAGAGCGGCGUCGACGACGAGGACGACGAGGACGAAAAGGAAGACGAAGACGAAGACGAAGGGAGGCCGAAGAAGAAGAAAAAGACUGGCUGA
Molecule: messenger RNA, 1731 nt
Organism: Ustilaginoidea virens
Lineage: Eukaryota; Fungi; Ascomycota; Sordariomycetes; Hypocreales; Clavicipitaceae
Exons: 4
Coding region: 1-1731 (576 amino acids)
Cellular component (GO): nucleus; FACT complex
Molecular function (GO): DNA binding; histone binding; nucleosome binding
Source: RefSeq, a predicted model, not a curated record